AUGGAUCCAGCCCAGCUCGCUAAUGCCGUCACCGAGCGGGUAACCAUUCCUGUCUUGGGCGGCGUUGAAAACUGGAAGGAGCAGCUUAAGUUUAUGCUCCAGACUCUGAGCAAGCAGCCAGGAUAUCUUCGUACGCGCUGGGGGCCAUGGACUGAGGAUCAACAGAAGCUUGAGCUCAUCACCGGUUGGGUCAGUCCGGAUGCGCGCGAGAAGUGGCAGAGAUCGAAAGACUUCGCCGAAGCAAUGGCCCGGUUCGCGCCCGUACUAGACGGCGAGCCCGCGGCAUACCUACUCCGAUUCAAGCCUUACGCACCCCACGCCGUUAUCAACUCCCCCAUCGUCGAAACCCUGAGCUUCGAAGACUGCCGAGAGUCCGAGAACAGGAUGCGCGAGGUGGUCGAACGAGCAUCCAGGAUGCCGGGCUGCAACGGCGUGGCAAGCGGGUAUUCGCUGUGCCCACCAAGCUCAUCCUCCGGCGACAGCACCGGCAGGACGUUCGUCGCGGCGAUCGGGUGGACGGGGCUCGAGGCCAGCCGCGCGGCGGACAAGUCGGCGUACACGGGCGGUAUGAAAACCGAAGUCCACCACGUCAACUUCAAUUUUCCUGUCAAAGGAUUUGGAGGAUUAUAG
Messenger RNA from Colletotrichum abscissum, 630 nucleotides. RefSeq lists its product as uncharacterized. NCBI's taxonomy places the organism in Eukaryota, Fungi, Ascomycota, Sordariomycetes, Glomerellales, Glomerellaceae. Bases 1 to 630 code for a protein of 209 amino acids. The transcript is spliced from 2 exons. The record is from RefSeq and is a predicted model, not a curated record.